Galdieria sulphuraria is the source of this 1006-nucleotide messenger RNA. RefSeq lists its product as uncharacterized. The record is from RefSeq and is a predicted model, not a curated record. The coding region runs from base 43 to 924 and encodes 293 amino acids. The transcript has a single exon. NCBI's taxonomy places the organism in Eukaryota, Rhodophyta, Bangiophyceae, Galdieriales, Galdieriaceae.
AACGAUUCCUUCUUGAACAAUUUUUCAAGAUUGUUAUUUUCAAUGACCUACAGGGUUUGGUUCUUUGUUUUAUUAUUUUUUAUCAUCAAAGUUGAAGCGGAAAAAAUAUCUACAUGGCUUGUUUCUUCUCAAACGAGGCAGCAGUCAACAAAUGAAUAUGUAAUGCUGACACUAUGUCAAGAUUCACUGUGUGAAGAGAAGAUAGACUUGGAAUGGGAAAGUCUCUUCGACUGGCAGGUUUGUACCUUCAUGCCCCAGAUGGAAUCUUAUUUCUGGUUCGAAAAAAAUUCCUAUGGCACAUUUUACAGAAUAUGUAAAGACUGGAUGUGCCUCAACUGUAGUCUCUGUGGUAUGUUCCAAAUUUCUUCUGAUACAUGCAUACCCAUGCCAUUUUUCAAUGCCUAUGGAAGACUAGAGCAAGUUAUAUGGCCUUCAGAUCCUCCUACAGCCAUUUCAACAUUGAUUCCAUCAACAUCGUCACAACCAGAUCCUACAGCGACAGCAACCAUAACAACGAUUCCUUCUUCUUCUGUUGCUUCUUCUUCUCCUUCUCCAAUUGCAACACCCAGCGCAACCAUUCCAUCAACCGACAUUCCAUUGAGUAGUCAUAGUGGUGGCGACCAAAAGAUUGGAAAUCAUAAUGCAACUCAUACUUCGAGUAAAGCCACACCAACUCCAAAACUUAUUCCAACACCAACCACAACAUCAUCACCUCAACAAAGUCAACCUGUGUCUGCUAAGAUUCAUAGCUCUUCAGGAGGGUUGAGUGGUGGUUCGAUUGCAGGAAUAGUGAUAGGCUCUGUUGCAGGGGGAUUGACAGCAAUGGGUAUGACUGCUUUCUUCGUUAGAAGAAGAAGAGCAUUAAGAAAUGUAAGAGCUUUACAGGAGAAUUCUAACCCAAACCUUUCCGUGGAGAGGCAAUAAGACUAUUUCCAUGAAAAUUACUUGUUUCUCUGGUAUGUCAAGUAUAUCCUGCAAGGAACAGGAUAAAAGUGUUUCAUGAUUU